UUAGAGUACGAAGUAGCAAUCAGAGGUUCUAACCCUGAAAGCACCGUACAAGAGCUUAGGAAGCAAAUCGCUAAACUAGCUCCCAUUUUUCCAUCGGAAGACAUUUUAGAUUCGCCAUUUGGUACAGCUGAGGACCUCGUAGGAGUUUCAAAUGUUUUAACAAAGAUUAAGUCAUCGAUCGAGGGUACCGAGCUCGAUCGUAAUAACGUUUUAAGAGUUAAAAAUUUAUUAAAUCAUCUGUAUCAUCGCUUAAAUAGGAUACAUAGUAGUGGGACCGAAUCAGCCAUUUAUGGUUCUUGCGUUGACCAAUUUAAAAUGUACACAAAUAAAGUUCAAUCUCUUAAAGAUAAAGACAUAAUUGAUCCAUUGCUUUGUCAAGGUACCAGUGAAUCAUCCAUAUCAACCACCCCAAUGAACAUAUCUGUAACUUGUGAUCGAUCUUCUCAAGAUAUUAUUAAAUUAAAAUAUGAUGGCAAAACUUGCGUUCGAUCUUUUGUUCAAAGGGCAAUUGAGUUCAAACAGGCGCGAAAUAUUUCUGACAAUAAGUUGCUUUCAUUUGCAACCGAAAUAUUUACUGGAGACGCUUUACACUGGUUUCGCAGCAAUAGAGAUCUUAUUUCAGAUUGGGAUAGCCUUUUAAUUCUUUUAAAAAAUGAUUUCGAUAGGUCUGAUUAUGAUUAUAGACUUUUAUCAGAAAUUCGCUCGAGGACGCAGGGUGAAUCAGAAAACAUAGUUAUUUAUUUAUCUAUUAUGUCUGGAUUGUUUUCGCGUCUUUCGAAAACUCUCUCAGAAGAUAGUAAACUGGAAAUUAUUCUGCAUAACAUCCGCCCUUGCUACUCAACUAUAUUAGCUUCUUCUCCCGAAAUUAAAUCAAUUGAUGAACUAAGAUCUCUUUGCACUAAUUUCGAAAAAGUUCAAGCACGCCUAUUGCAUUUUCGCGAACCACCAGCUCCUUCGUCAGAUACUUUAGCACCCGAAUUUGCCUACUCUAAAUCCAAAGCAAAAUUUAAUCAAAAUUACAAUUUUUUUAACAAAUUUAAUAACAAAAAUGCACAUAAUAAUACGGAUAAUCAAAAUUAUAAUCACAAUAACAGAACAUACACAUAUAACAAUAAUAAAAAUUUCAAUAAUCAUUCGGAAAAUCAACUUAAACAAAACCAUAAAUUUAUACAUGCUAUAGAUACGCCUAAACGUCGUUAUUGUCCAAGGUGUCGUACAGAUUCUCAUGGUUUACGCCAAUGUACGGCUGACAAGAGUAACAUCUUCUGCUUUGUUUGUGGCAAAAAAGAUGUUAAAACCCCGCAAUGCCCUGAUUGUAACAAGGCAAAAGGUAUUAAAUCAGUCCAAAAAAACUGAAUACCCGGAACUGUAGUAUUAAUCAUUUUGAUAAAAAUGAUUGGCAACGUUGGUUGCAAACCAUCUCAAAUUUUUUCAAGUCUUAUAAGCUUACUGCAGUUCUGUCUAAUAAACCAAAUAACGAUUCUAGGCCUUA
Molecule: messenger RNA, 1492 nt
Organism: Plodia interpunctella (Indianmeal moth)
Lineage: Eukaryota; Metazoa; Arthropoda; Insecta; Lepidoptera; Pyralidae
Exons: 1
Coding region: 316-1356 (346 amino acids)
Source: RefSeq, a predicted model, not a curated record